This is a messenger RNA of Oncorhynchus mykiss (rainbow trout), 4441 nucleotides long. RefSeq lists its product as uncharacterized. The record is from RefSeq and is a predicted model, not a curated record. Lineage: Eukaryota; Metazoa; Chordata; Actinopteri; Salmoniformes; Salmonidae.
CUCCGUUUUUCUGACCCUCGUAUUGUAUCUGCCCUGUGUACUGGUUAUGUGUAUGUAGGCUACAGGAAGCACCUUUUACUUAGUUUCAAUCUUGGUAUCUGUUGACAGAAAAGAGAGAAACAAACACAGUCAAGACUAGAUUCUGGUGGUAGGCUGCACAAGAAGGUCGACCAUGGUUGAAAAGGGCAUCCUGGGUUGUUUCAUCUUGUGUCUGUCUCUGACCUCAGUAUGCGCUGUCAGAGGAACCCUUAGUUCAAUAAAGGACCUCAAGGGAAUAGAGUUUGGUCACACCUUUCCUCGACACGGCCUCAUGCUGCUCCACUGGCUAGCCAACAACAUUUACAUUGACAACAACGGCAACAUGAGACUCAAUUUCAACCCAACCAGGGGAGACUAUGGCUUUCAUUUCUAUGGAAACAGACCACCUUCAUUACCUAUUCUGCAUCCUGAAAGCGGAAGUUACUACUCACUAGGGAAUAUGAACAGUAAUGGCUCAUGGGCACUUCCUGAUUAUGUAACUCAAAGAUUCUACAACUCAAGGGGACCUGAGAACAACAGGGACAGGGUCAUACUCAGAGUUAGGGAGGAUGGGUCCAAUCAGUUCAUAGUAGACGAGGUCUAUGUCACACAGCACUAUCAACAAAAUGAAAACAGAGGAAGUGCCUAUGAUCCAGCCAAUACAUACCGUGUCAAUGUCAGCCUCCUUAGACAAAUCCAACGUCUCGCAACCAUUGACCAAAAUGACAUUCCACGUAUAUAUAAUGUAGAGAUCAACCACAACAGUCUGCAAGACCUGGAAAACAUUUGGGGACAUACACCUGGUAUGGCACUUCUUCUGGCUAUUGUAUUGUCCUUAACACUUCCCAAACUCAAAGGCCGUUGUGCGCGGGCAGUUGAAACCCAAAGUGUCAUGGAGGAUAAGGAUAAUACAUUGAUUAAGCUUGAGGUGAAAACCACAGAUAGAGGAAAAGCCAGGAUCAUCUGGAGUGGGAUCCCCAAGAGGCUAUUAGACCAGCGUGUAAUGGUGGUUCUUCAUAGGGACAAUAACAGUGACAGUAAGAGCGAGCUGGACAGAUCGUCAGUCGGGGGCAAAGCCUCUGGAAGCUAUAACACCUCAGUACCCCUUAACCCUGGUCUCCAGGUCCGGCUCCAUAAGGAGGUAAAAAAAUGGUGGAAUUACUUUUGGUUUGGGUCCACUAUCGGAGAGGAGAUCUGGAGAGGUUCUGAGUUUCACGAUGCCAACAGAGAGAUUCCUGUUGAUAUUAAUGGACAUGACGCCAGUCUGCAGCUCUUCGUAAAGGAUGGAAAGGCCUGCGCUCGUCUGUAUGUAAAGAAAUCCUUCACUGCCUGGAAGAAAACGUUUCAUAACUCCUGGGUUGGGUUCUACUCUUCCCUUAACAAAUCCAUGCUCAACUAUAAUACCUGGAAAUGGGCAGUGUCUUUUUCUAAGGAAAUACGAUCAGAUUUGGAGGAUGUACCUGAGCAUGAUGUCUAUGUGUAUUACUCCAGUAUGGUUAUGUCUCCUGGUGUCCAGGCCAGAUUCAUGCUGCAGAGAAGAUCCAGUGAAGUAGCCCGUACUCUGCCCUGGGAGAGAGUUGAGCUCAGCGCGACCAGACCAUAUCACAGAGAGCUUUAGAGAUGAGCUGUUAUUACUGUUUUUACUGUUAUUACUGUUUUUUUACUGUUAUUGAGUUAUUUAGGUUACUUAUCCACUCCAAAUACAUUUGUAUCACUUUCCAGUAACUCAUAAGACUCUUGACAGAAUAUUGAUGAGGUAAAGUGUAUUUUGAAUGAGUUAUGAUAGGAUUUAGCUUUGGCCGGGCCAUCCAAUCCCAGCCCACUACACCGUCCUUCCUCCCUCUCCUUUCUCCCUUCACACCUGGAGUAUGUGUUGUUCUACUGAGAACAGAAGUCGUUCCCUCCAAUAUGAUCGGACUCUUAAUUACGUUAUUUAGCUGACAUGUCCCAUGUCCAUGCUACAUGAUUCAGACCCCAUGACGCUGAAAUGUCAGUGUGAGCUUAUUUCCGUCCCCCACCUCCCUUUUGAAUGACCAGUGUAGUGUAGUGCAGUGCAGCAUGUGUGCUUGUUUCUGUGUGUGUGUAAGAGAGAGAUAGAGAGAGAUUACCCUGUACUUUUAAUUACCCAUCAUAAUUCAUGGAUCUAUUAACCAUGGGCCUACAGUAUUAACCUCUGGUGGGUUUGGUGUGGUAAUCCAGAGUUUGUGUUGAUUGAACCAGUGUUUGCCUAGUGGGUAGUUUGUGUUGGGAUGGUCACAGGUAGAUCUGUAACAAUCGCAGAUAGAGAGACAGAGCUGAAAAAGGAAUCAGCCAUGACUAACCAGUGACCAGCCAGUCCUGGAGCUUUACAUGUUGACCAGACCGGACAUGUUGUGUGCGCGAGGGUUGCAAAAUAAAUGUACACAUACAUAUUAUUCAGUCAUUGCACUCACACUGCUUGUGGGCGUCAGCGAGCAUCUGCGUGGCCAGGCGCUAAAAUAGAAAUCGGUUCUAUUUGUGAUGCUCAACACGCUGCAAGUCCGGCCUCUCCCAUCUCCUCAUAGGUUUUUAGAAGCAUAUACCCACGUGGGUGAUUGAAAGAUUCAUUUAGGUCCACACUCCGGUAGGUUGUAGUAAUGCUGUAAAGUUGGUUGCCAACCGCCAUAUUAAGUCAAAAAUAAUAAUAAGAAGCCUGAGGAAGGAGGAGAGAUGACGAGAUAAAACGGUAAACCGAAUUCCUAUCUGUGGAUUAAUUGUGGGUGUAGAGGACCUUGUGCAUUUCAGGUAAAAUAAGAACCCAAUGUUUAUAUCCCAGGACAAAUUAGCUUUCAACAGCAAGCUAGCUAGCUAAAUUGUCAUAAAUGUUUAAUGAUUUUUGACCUCUCCCCAAAUUCAUAUAAUUGGUUCAGAGUCUGUUUUGAUAUUUCAACCUGAUCGCUUCUGGUGUGGGUAAACAAAAUCAACGUGCGUAUGAUGGCACACGGUCGCUCGCGUGUGUCCGGUUUGGUCAGCAUGUUAGUAUGAUGUAGCAACUGAUUUAGACAAACCAAAAUAAUUCACUCUCAGACCAAUCAGGGGCAUAAAUGGGUCAGUUAAGUGCCAGUCAAAGGACAAUCAGCAGAUACUGUGGCUCCCAGGAACCCAUGGUGCACACCUCUGGUCUAGCCACAGCUCUGUGAUGUACUGCCCUCUAUUGGUCAUUAUAAAGCAUUAUAUUUAUCACGCAUAGCCAACAUGGAGGACAACUCAUGGCUGAGUUUCAUUUCAGUAGAGUUGUUCUCGUCCUUCUACGCUAAAUACCUUGCCCUGAACAGUUGGUAGCUUGUUGCUUAGGAGCAGAAGAACGUUGCCAUAACUUUUCCUGAAACAUAAAGUCUUGUCUCCCAGGGUGAAGGCAGUGGAGGGAAUCAACACUGUACGCAAUUUCAACAGUGUGAUUUUCCUGUUUCUAAGCAACAAGUUAAACAUAUCUUUGUAUUUAUGAAAGGUACAGUUUGUGUUUGUUUAUUAGUCAUGCAUCUACUAACAUUUUCAUUUAGGUUAUUUUACACAAUGGGUUAGAAUACAUUUAUAUACUAAAUACACAUUUUGUUUAAUAUAGGUAGAAUGAAUAAGGUUAUAAUGACCGGAAAAUGUGAUAAGGGUAGAAAGAAGAAACCUACUUUUUGGAAUGAAACUCAGCCCUGAGCCCUCCUUCAUGUGAGAGAAACACAGUACAUUCUACGAUUUAGGAGGGCAUGUAACAACGGUUAAUGUAAUAGAGUUUCUAUGUAAUAAAAUAUAAUUUGCCGGAUAACCUGGUUAAAUGUUGAACGGUUAACGUAUGAACUUUUCCACUAAAUGUAAUACGUUAUUACGUUACCCACUGGUUAUUACGUAUUCAGGCAAAUACAUAUAUUUUUUAAGAAUAACAAUAAUAACUUCAACCAGUCUUGUAAUAACAUACUGUUAUGGAUGUUUGUGCUUUUCUAAUAACCAAUUUCUGAGUUCAUGCAAGUGACUGACUGAAUGUAUACCUGGGAAGAAUCCUCACUAUCAGUAGAGCAAUUUGGCAGUACGCCCAGAACCUUGUUUUGAGAACAAAGGGAUAUCUCAGAUUCAAGGUCUCAGCUUGGAGAGAAGAAGCCUUGUGAGGUAUUGGUCUGUCACAUGCAUGAACUAAACGUUAAUGAGGAAUUAAUUAUGAAUUAUCUAAAUCAUGCAACUAUAACUUGCCUGUGUAAGCAGUAUGUAAGAGAACUAAUGAGACUGCCCCAGCGGAGCUCACUUCAGACUGGUACUUUAUGCAUCUAAGUUUGACCUCCCCAGCUUGCUGUUAAUAAACUAUUUAUUUAUUUAUUUACUUUUCUGCUCUUUUGCACACCAAUGUGCGAAACAGCCUGUACAUGACCAUCUGAUCAUUUAUCACUCCAGUGUUAAUCUGCAAAAUUGUAAUUAUUCGCCU